CCCUUUCCACUUAAGGUCGUUGAGAUGGUGACGCGAUUGUGUCAAAAUGGCGUCCUACACUCCGUGGUUGAACGAAAAUGGGGCGCUUGUAGAAACUUCAGGCUCUGCGAUAUCACCGUCAAAAGAUUUCUUUCACAUUUUUCUCAGCCCAACAGAGCUAAUAUACAGAGUCUGGAAGAUCUUGCCUCCAACACGCCCAGACAGCCAUGCCCCACCAGUCCAAAUUCGAGAUACUUGGGAGGAAUUUAAGCAUGAUGAGAGGUUGCACAGUGAGAUCAUCCGUGUAUCUGGGGAAAAGACUUUACGGUACCUUGAAAACAUUAUGAAUGGUCAUCUGGACUACUUAAGUCGUUUACCCCAUAAGGUUCUGGUAAAAAUUAUCGUCAUGCUCCCUUUGGAAGACAUUUGCCAAUUGGCCAUGACUAACCAAUUUUUCAGAGAGCUUUGCAGAUCCAAUGAAGUGUGGGAGAAGAUUUACCUCAUUUACAACAAACAGCCUCUCAGCCAGGAACUACUCAUGCUUGUGGAGCUGAGGGGCUGGCGUGAAGUUUUCUUCACCAACAAACUGCAGCUACAGAUGCAGCUGCGUCGUCUGGCAACAAAAGGUGAAACAGCCUUCCUUACACAGGAGCCUGAUGAUGGCACCAAAACUUAGUUUGCAUGAAGACUUUAUCCCAUGCAUUUUGUUACAAAUUCCUCUAUUAAAUCUGCCACUUGAAGAUGAGUUCCACUGCACACAGGAACAUGAUGAUGGCAUGCAAAAUUAGCAUGCAUGAAAACCUUACCCUAAAUCAUCUUUGCUUUCACCUGAACUUGGAUUUGGACUUGAAUUUUGUUGCAUGUGUUUCAAACUUUUCUUUAUUUCUUGCCAUUUACAAGCAAAGAGAUCAGAAUUAUAGAUUAUGAUCAGACUUGUAAUAUCUAUUAGAUGACAUGCUUUCGUGUCCCUAUGAUAACAAAGAAUUAAAAAUGGUAUAAGAAACUUAGCAAGAAAACUGCAUGACAACGUAGAGAAUGUGUAGUUAUGUACAUAUAUUUUAAAAAUGCAAGUUUUUCAUAAAGAAUUUUAGCACAGGCUUUAUGACAUGGAUUGGGUAUUUCUUCUCCAUGUUGUAUAAUAGCGGAUAAAAUGAGGCUGAUGUUAGUUUAUUUUUUUCUGGUGAAAAAGUUUGUUAGGUCUGUUGAAAAAAUAUUAAGAGCAAAGGAAAGGUGACUAUGAACAUUUUUUUUGUUUUGACAGAGAGGACAAGUAUUGUUUUGAUUGUUGAAACAUCUAUUUCUGAAGUGAGAUUUUCUAAGAGUUUAGAUAAACCUAUCUUGUUCACUCAGUAUAUUGAAUACUGUCAUGAUGUUAACUGCAGUGCAUGCAUUUAUCUUCAAAUCCUGCUGUGUGAAGUAGCCCUUGUUUUUUACUGUUGAUGUUGAAGUUUUUAUUGCUCUUAAUGGUUGUUUUUUUUUUAAAAUUACAAUAAUAGAUCAAAUCAGUGACAGGUAUGCUUGCAAGUAAACGGAUUAAAUUUUUGUCACAAGAUCCCCAUUCUUUUACACACUCACACACAUAGCAUUCAAGCAUACACAAAAUGUGCAUCAUAAGCUUAUCACCUUAGAGUAGAUUUUAAGUAGAACUAAACUAUGUUGCACAAAAUACUGAAUAACAUUUUGUUAUUUUGUAGACAUCAAUUAAUGGUAAAUAUCAUAAUUUUGCAAGUAUUGUUUUAUACUGUUGGUUAAACCUAUACUAAUUUUAGUUACAGCCUUAUAUUAUAAACACUUUGGAAUGGUUUAAAUGCCAUUAACACUUAACACUAUGUGUCAGUCAAAAAAUAUUUGGCAUUUUUUGAGGAUUGGUGAAACUUGUACUGUUUAAAACACUUUUUAAGACUUACAUCUUUAUUGCUUUAGUAUUUUUUUUGCUGUUGUACUAUCAAUAUAUUUGUACACAGAUGGUAAUUUUUUUUAAUGAAAGGGAUUUAUUGUCAGUUUAACCAAUAACUAAUAACAGUGUAGCUCAUUUGCCAAACAAUAUCUGUGAUCAGGCAUGUAUUAUAUCUAUCCUGGACUUCCAUUUGGAAUAUCCCAUAUAUCGUGCUUUAUGUACUAUGAUUUUUACAGCGGUCAUUAAUUUUUUAACACUUUUCUUUGUUCAUAUAUUUAGUCUGAUUAACAAUUUUUUUACUGUAUGUUUUAUUACAUGCAAGUAACAUUUUGGCUUUACUAGUUUACAAUGAACUUUGUGCCUUUCUCCAUUUUGCAGGUUUUAUUAGCCAAUGUUAAAUGUAACCUUUAAAAGAUGUAUUAUUGAUUAGAAGAAUACCAUUAGAUGGUAGCAUGAAUAGCAUGAAGAAUACCAUUAGAUGCAGCAUGAAGAAAUAUUUCUGCUUCAGUGUUGAUCUAAUUAUUGUUUAACAUUCAUAUGAUCCAUUUUAUUACUGACUAUAUUUUAUGGUCGACAUAGAUGCAGCUGAAUGGAAGAUCUUAACACUGUUUGUUACUGUGAGAGUGACCAAUCUGAAACAUCAUCUUCUGAUGGUGUGGGUUAGUGAGCACAUUGUUAAGUUCCUAUCACUGAUAUCGAUCUGACAAGUACUUUAUAAUGAAACACUAUAACAGAUUGUGCAGUUGCUUGUGGACAGCUGUCAUCCCUCCAUGUAUUAAAAACUGUCAGUUAGAACGUCUGGUGAACAUUGUUUUAGUUCACAGUAAGAAUUAUAAAGUUAAAUAAAUGGUCUUACAGCAAGAGCUAA
This is a messenger RNA of Pomacea canaliculata, 2744 nucleotides long. Its product is annotated as F-box only protein 36-like. Bases 47 to 655 code for a protein of 202 amino acids. Lineage: Eukaryota; Metazoa; Mollusca; Gastropoda; Architaenioglossa; Ampullariidae. Gene Ontology annotation, molecular function: protein binding. The transcript is spliced from 5 exons. The record is from RefSeq and is a predicted model, not a curated record.